Messenger RNA from Myxocyprinus asiaticus (Chinese sucker), 5581 nucleotides. RefSeq names its product sema domain, immunoglobulin domain (Ig), transmembrane domain (TM) and short cytoplasmic domain, (semaphorin) 4Gb (gene sema4gb). The transcript is spliced from 15 exons. Gene Ontology annotation, biological process: neural crest cell migration; negative regulation of axon extension involved in axon guidance; axon guidance. Gene Ontology annotation, molecular function: chemorepellent activity; semaphorin receptor binding. The record is from RefSeq and is a predicted model, not a curated record. NCBI's taxonomy places the organism in Eukaryota, Metazoa, Chordata, Actinopteri, Cypriniformes, Catostomidae. The coding region runs from base 278 to 2932 and encodes 884 amino acids.
GCGCAGUGCACAGUCGGAUCUCUCGAGCAGAAACAGCAGUUCCAACACAUCAGGAAAUCCACUGUAGCUGAUGCUUACUUUUUUCUGGAACAGUCAGUGGAAACCUUUGACAGCGCAAGGAUGAGUUAGCAGCAGCCCAUGACUGCACUGCUGAAGGGAGAGCCUGCUCUAGUGAAUCAGCAUCAAUUACAGAACAGCAUUAUAAUCAGCACAGUGGUUCUGGAAGAACCUGCCUGGAUCCAAGGAGAACCUCAGUGUUUACCACAUUCUGUUGAUAAUGAGGCACACCAAACAGCCUAACAUCAUGCUCGUGGUGCUCGGAUGUCUAAUAGCUGUCAUUUGGAGUUUCCCGUUUGGCCCUGUCCUUGAUCUGGAUGUCACCCCCAGGACAACUGUACACGUCAAUGGCCUAUUGGGCUGUAAUCGUUUCCAGGGGGCAGCAGUGAACUCCAGCACACUGUUGUUGGAAGAUGGUCCAGGGUUACUGUAUGUAGGGGCCAGGGAAGCCAUUUAUGCACUGGACACAUCUAAUAUCUCUGCCACCAGUAACACUCUCUCUCUGGAAUGGGCAGCAUCUGCUGAACAGAAGAGACAGUGCCUGAGCAAAGGGAAGAACAAUCAGACGGAAUGUUACAAUCAUGUGCGGUUCCUGGACAGAUAUAACGACACUCACCUGUACACCUGUGGGACUCAUGCCUUCAGACCACGCUGUGCUUACAUAGAUGUGGCACGCUUCACCUUUGUGCAUUAUGAGGAGGGAAAAGAGAAAUGUCCCUAUGAUCCUACAAAGGGCUUUACUGGAUUUAUAAUUGAUAAUGAGAUGUACUCUGCUUCCCAGUAUGAGUUUCAUAGUACCCCUGAUAUUCGACGCAACUUUCCCUUCCCCAACUUGAAGACGGACGAUUCUCCAGCAAGAUGGCUGCUGGAGGCAGAUUUUGUCGGCUCAGCGUUUCUCAGAGAGAGUAUCAACAGCUCUAUAGGGGAUGAUGACAAGCUCUACUUCUUCUUCACGGAGAGGAACAUAGAACCGACUGCUUAUUCCAGCCAGACCAAAGUGGCCAGGGUGGCCCGUGUGUGUAAGGGGGACAUUGGGGGUCAAAGGACUCUACAGAGGAAGUGGACGUCCUUUCUCAAGGCCAGGUUGGUGUGUUCCAUUCCUGAUUAUGAGCUUUACUUCAACGUCCUGCGCAGCGUUUAUGUCGUCGAGGCGGCCAACGUACACGACAGCGUCUUUUAUGGCGUGUUUGCAAUUGAGUGGAGAAAUGUUAAAAUGUCUGCAGUGUGUCAGUACUCCCUCAGAGAUGUCCAGACAGCUUUUGAUGGGCCUUACAUGGAGCUACAGGACUCUAAAUGGAGGGAAUACACUGGAAAAGUUCCAGAUCCAAGGCCUGGCUCGUGUAUAACCGAUCAGCAUCGUGCUCUGCUUAUAAAUUCCUCUCGGGAUCUCCCUGACAACAUACUGAAUUUUGCUCGAAGACACCCUCUAAUGGCCAGGCAGAUCCAGCCGCUUGGAGGACGGCCACUUUUGCUCCAGAGAAGUGCAGACUACACCAAGAUUGCUGUAAUUCAAGUUGCAGGGUUGGAUGGACUCAUCUAUGACAUGCUCUUCAUUGGAACAGAUGAGGGCUGGUUACACAGGGCAGUAAAGAUCAGGGACCAUGUGCACAUCAUUGAGGAACUUCAGCUGUUUGAGGAUAAACAACCAAUCAAUAACAUGGCAAUAUCACAAAAACAGAACAGUAUCUAUGUGAGUGCCCCCUCUGGACUGGCUCAAGUACCUCUGUCAUCCUGCGAGCGCUACACCUCCUGUUAUGACUGUGUGUUUGCACAAGAUCCACUUUGUGGCUGGGAUGGAAGGGUGUGUGCUGAGAUAUCAUCCUACUCUAACAGGUCCAGUCUAGUCCAGGACAUACAGAUGGGGAGCAGAGGCUGUACAAACAUUACAAGUGAUGGUUUUGUCAUGCACCGGACACGUGCGGUGAUGGCUGGAGAUGAUGUGCUUUUGCAGUGUGAGAUUCGCUCCAACCUGGCCUCCCCUCAUUGGACACUGAACGGUCAGCAGCUUCAGGGAUAUGGUGUGGAGUUCGGCUACCGUACUGGCAAUGACGGUCUCCUAAUCAUUGGGGCUCAGAACCAGCAGAGCGGACACUACCGCUGUUACGCAGUGGAAAACGGUGUUUGGGUUCCUGUCCGCAGCUAUAUUGUGAGAGUGCAACCCGUACUGCCUCCUGCAACACAUCUGUCAGCAAGCCCAACGGCUCUACCUGAGAGUUUCUUCACCACUGAAACUGUACAAACUCCAAGCCCUUCCAGAGGUCCUGUUGAGCAGCUCCUGUCCCCUCCACCUGCCCCGUUACCCUCUGGACCAGAGUUCCAGACCUAUAAACACAUGGAGGCCAUGUAUAUCUCUCUGGUGGCUGUUCUUGGUGGGCUUUGUCUAGUUCUAACAGUGGUCUUGCUUUAUGUGAGCUUCUGUGCACGUAGCACUCCUAACACCAGGAAGUACUCUCAACAAGGUAUUUCAGUAACUACAGCAACCGGACGAAAAAGGAGCUCGCACUUUGAGCUUAAAACAAUCUCAAGCCAUUGCAAUGGCCAAACAGAGGGGCGGAGCAGAGGCGCGUCAAGGGACGGCGAGUUUCUACAGAUUGUUUCAGGAGACACCCAGUCCACACCCAGUAAGGAGCCUCCACCUGCACCACCACUUCCAAUGCCUCCGCCCCUCCCAUCUUCAGAAUAUGCCAACGGACUGUCGGCUACGUUACCCAGUGUGCUGAGAAAGAUGAACGGGAACAGCUACGUGCUCCUGCAGCAGACAGACUCAGAGAUGACGUCGCCACUUUACCACUCAUUUACAGAGGAGCUCAAUAGGAUCCUGGAGAAAAGGAAGCAUACACAGCUGGACAUGGAACCAGAUGAGAGCUCAGUGUAGCUCCAGGUUACACUAUUACUAUAUCACCCCCUUGUGGUGGGAAGCUUAACUUUUGUAUAAGAAACACCCUUCCACCACCAUGAUGGUUUGUUAAUUGUGAUGUUUUUUGUAGAAUCUGUAUAUACAACAUAAGUUUCCUUGGGUUAACGCCUCGUGAUCUUUUCCUGUGAAAUGUUCAAAUAUGUGUGAGUUUCUCAAACAAAUUUUUUUCCGGCCUACUGAUCAAUUGAGGUACAGACUUCUGGUAGACUUCAAGUAGCUAAGGUCUUUUUUGUUAUGGACCUCGGAGCAUUAAAAUGGCAAGUUGAAGCUUUGUCCAUGGAAUCAAGAACACUGAAAGACUUAUGGUUGAAAUCUUUAGUUUUACAGAAGGAAAUUUUACAGAGAAUUAAGACUGUCCAAAGACUAUCUAGGCAAAGCAAUGCAUAUUUGUACACUAACAAGGUGAUAUUGUUCAAAUGCAGAUGUUUACAGAUAAUUUUUUAUUUUAUUUUGCCUAAUUGCACCUAAUGUAAAUAACAAUCACUUCAAAGGGAUAGUUCUCACCCAAAAAUGAAUAUGAUGUCAUCAUUUACUCACCCUCAUGUUGUUUCUGUAUGACUUUCUUCUGUGAAACUCAAAAGUACAGAAUAUUUGUGCCGCUCUUUUCCAUGGGCAAUGAAAGUGAAUGGGAACAGAUUAUGUUGAGUUCCAAAAAUGACAAAAAAGCACCAUAAAUGUAGUCGACACAACUUGUGUACAAUAUUCCAAGUCUUCUAAACACAUAUGAUAGCUUUGUGUGAUGAAAAAAAUUAAAUGUAAGUCAUUAUUCACAGAAAAUCUUCCCCUCUAGCCAGUUUGAGGUCAAUCGGGGGGCCUGGGUAGCUCAGCGAGUAUUGACGCUGACGACCACACCUGGAGUCGCGAGUUCGAAUCCAGGGCGUGCUGAGUGACUUCAGGCAGGUCUCCUAAGCAACCAAAUUGGCCCGGUUGCUAGGGAGGGUAGAGUCACAUGGGGUAACCUCCUCGUGGUCACUAUAAUGUGGUUCUCGCUCUCGGUGGGCCACGUGGUGAGUUGUGCAUGGAUGCCGCAGAGAAUAGCGUGGGCCUUCACACGCGCUACAUCAAUCCGCUACGGAUUGACGGUCUCAGACACGGAGGCAACUGAGAUUCGUCCUCUGCCACCCGGAUUGAGACGAGUCACUAUGCCACCACGAGGACUUAGAGCGCAUUGGGAACUGGGCAUUCCAAAUUGGGGAGAAAAGGAAAAAAAAAAAAAGAAGUAGAGUUUGGAUCAACAUCAGGGUAAGGAAGAAUUUUUGGGUGAACUAUUCCAUCAUUAAACCUAGUGAUAGCAGCUCAUCAAAAUAUUACAGAUCAGAACGUAUCUAAAAUGGAUUUUAUAAAAUGUUUGUAGAUAUAAUAUAAAUGGUCUAAAGCCUUUUUGAAACAGCCAUAAAGGCACACAGUUUUGGGCUUUGAUAGUAACACAAUUUUACUCAAACCUUUUUUAAAGUGUCCGAUUGCAAGAGGAUAACAUUUUAUCACACGCAUUUUGUUGACAUCUACAGAUAUAAAUGCGAAGCGAUCAUUUUCCGUGCUACUCGGCUGUAGAACUCCAGAUGGGUUUCAAUGUGCCAAAAGAAGACAAAUAGCCUUACAAUUGUGGAAUCACCCUUGCCUGUUACUGUAAAUGCUUUCAAAUUAAGCAUAAGAUGCCCGAAGAGGAAAGUGCAAUCAAUAAAUGCUAGGAUCAUUCAAAAUUUUACAUUUUAAUGCAAUCAGACAAUGAAUUUGCAAUUCAUUCAUUUACUGCAUGACAAUGUGCCUGGUUAGUUAUAAAUAAUUCAGAUUCACAAAUUGCUUUGAAAACUUCAGACAUAUAUGUAAUUAUAUAAAGUUUUUUUUUCCUGUAUUGUGUAUAAUGCGACUGGUUUUGCACUGGUUUGUAAACAGUGUUAAUAAGCAGUGAUGAUGCCAUGCACCAAGUUUUGAGUCAGCUUUUGCCUGUCUCUCCCUAGUGGCUUUCCAAGCUUGUGCUGCUCUAUUUGUCACUGUUGCUGACAGGAACAGCAGUGCUUAGCAAGAACUCCAUCAAGAUAUAGAGAGCACUGUGGAGGGCUAUGUCUCAAAGAGUCUGUUUCGCUGUAACUAAGUUUAGGGUUAGGGUUAGGUUUAGAGGUAGGUGUAGGGAUUCUGUAGGACUCCAAAUAAACAGCGUGGGAACGUCGCAUGCGGCUCUUGCGAGACUUUAGGUAACCGGGAUGUUACCUUCUAGACACAACCACUGUGAAAUCUUAAAACAGCAGAAAGCACAGGGAGAGACAUAUGAGCUGCUUGUUUUGGCCAGUGAGUUGUGAAACUCAAACUGUGUCUGAGUUUGUCUCUUGUUCACUAUAUCUCUCACAAUUUUUUCCAGAAAUUCAUGUUAUUUUGCAUCCACGCACUCAUGUCAUUGUCAACAUUUAAUUGUUAAUUCCCCCAUAGAUCUGUGAUUGUAUUUGUGCCCUGCUAUCCUUCCUUUAAACCCAGAUGGUGACCAUGGCUGUCAGGUAAUUACUGUAAUGACUUGUCCAAACUCUUGUCUGAUCUACUAAACAUUUUUGAUCAGUCUCCCUUUAUCUUGAUACAGUGGCCCAAAAAAGUAUUUGUACACUAAAAGGGAUAGUU